AUGGCUGAGGCUGAGACUCGUGCGAUCGACCACGAGGUGGCGAUCGCUGCUGAUGAGGUGACCGAUGAUAGCGCAUCGGAAGUAGGAAUUCCAGAAUAUGUCAUGCCGAACGACGCGAGAGAGAGCGACAGACUAGAUUCCCAACACGAGCUCAUGAUCUACACACUGAGGGACAGGCUCGGCUUAGCUCCCCCAUGCGACCCCAAGGCUAAGGUCGGCCGCGUCCUUGACGUGGGUACGGGCACCGGAAUCUGGGCGGCUGACUUUGGUGAACUACACCCUGAGGCUGAUGUGCUUGGCAUGGAUCUCUCUGCUCCGGCGGCAGAAUUCGUCCCUCCCAACGUCAAGUUCGAGAUUGAUGACCUUGAGGAGGAUUGGACCUACUCGCGCCCGUUUGACUACAUCCACCAUCGACUCCUCAACUCGUGCAUCAAUGAUUGGCACGCGUAUCUCACCAAGAUCUACGAAAACCUCGUGCCUGGUGGUUAUGUCGAGCUUCAAGAGGGCGAGAUCCACCUGAAGUCCGACGACGAUACUCUUCCCGCCGAUAGCGACCUGGCCAAGUACGCAGACCUGAUCCAAGAAGCCGCAGAGAAGGCCGGCCGCAAGUGGCAGGACAUCCGCGACGUCAAGGCCAUGAUGAUCGAGAUUGGCUUCGUUGACGUCGAGCUGUACUGCUACAAAUGGCCAAUCAACGACUGGCCUAAGGAAGAGUACUACAAGGUCCUCGGGACCUACAACUGCGAGAACACCUCGAACGCCUGCGAAGCCAUGUCUAUGGCCCUCUUCACCCGUGUUCUCGGAUGGUCGCGGGACGAGGUCAACGUCUUCCUCAUCAGUGUCCGGAAGGAUCUGAAGAACCGAGCUUAUCACGCCUACUUCCCAAUCCCCAUCAUUGUUGGACGCAAGCCAGAGGCCAAGAAGACUCCUGCGAAGACCGAUGCCUAA
Messenger RNA from Colletotrichum chrysophilum, 948 nucleotides. RefSeq lists its product as uncharacterized. The record is from RefSeq and is a predicted model, not a curated record. NCBI's taxonomy places the organism in Eukaryota, Fungi, Ascomycota, Sordariomycetes, Glomerellales, Glomerellaceae. The coding region runs from base 1 to 948 and encodes 315 amino acids. The transcript has 8 exons. Gene Ontology annotation, molecular function: methyltransferase activity.